This is a messenger RNA of Scatophagus argus, 2832 nucleotides long. It is a transcript of the gene faxca, whose product is annotated as failed axon connections homolog, metaxin like GST domain containing a. Lineage: Eukaryota; Metazoa; Chordata; Actinopteri; Scatophagidae. The transcript has 6 exons. Bases 317 to 1549 code for a protein of 410 amino acids. Gene Ontology annotation, cellular component: cytoplasm. The record is from RefSeq and is a predicted model, not a curated record.
UGUUUUGACUCCCAUAACGUCACAACACAUAAGCCACCGAUCAAUUAACUUUUAUUUUGAAAGACUAGACCGGAAGCUUCGUUGUUGUCGUCUGACUUGAUAGUGACAGGAGGGAGGCUGCAACCAGCAAGCUUCGGGCGGGCUGCGGAGGAUGUCGACCCCGCUGCGGGGACAAGCUCUGGGCGGGACGCUUGUGUCCUUACGGAGGUUCCUCGGCCAGUCGCCCCGCACCUGCUGCCCUCUGCACCCAUGAAGCCCCCGCUGAUGAAGCCCCGAGCUGCCAAAGUGAGGCGGAAAGUGGCCGGAGACGGAGAGCAUGUACUGGCGCGUCGGGUUUGCCUGGACGCGGUCGUGUGUGGUUGAUCUUGCCCAGAACCAGAGCUUCUCCUCCGGCCUGCUUGGCUCCGAUGAGCAGCUCUCGUUUUAUGGGUACAUCAUCGCCUACCCACUGCAGGACUACGGCGGGAUAAUGUCAGCUUUGGGCUCGGACUCUUGGUGGCGGAAAACGCUGUAUUUGACUGGAGGGGCUCUGCUCGCUGCCGCUGCUUAUUUGCUACACGAAUUGCUGGCCAUCAGAAAGGAGGAAGAGCUGGACUCUAAAGAUGCCAUCAUACUCCACCAGUUCUCCAGGCCCAAAACUGGCGCUCCGUCUCUGUCCCCUUUCUGCCUUAAGUUGGAGACCUACCUCCGUAUGGCUGACUUGCCCUACCAGAACUACUUUGAUGGGAAGCUCUCACCGCAAGGAAAGAUGCCAUGGAUCGAAUACAACCAGGAGCAGGCGUGUGGCACCGAAUUCAUCAUCGACUUCCUGGAAGAGAGGCUGGGCGUAAGCCUCAACAAGAGCCUGACGCCGCAGGAGAAGGCCAUGUCUCGCGCCAUUACCAAAAUGGUGGAGGAACAUUUCUACUGGACCAUAGCUUACUGCCAGUGGGUGGACAACCUGGAGGAGACCCAGAAGAUGCUGUCAGUGAGCGGACCAUUGAGUGACCUGCUCAAGUGGAUCCUGAGUCACCUGACCGGCGGGAUCGUCAAGAGGGAGAUGUAUGGGCACGGGAUCGGACGCUUUUCUAAGGAGGAAGUUUACGCCCUGAUGGAGAAGGACAUGCGCACCCUGGCUACUCUGCUAGGUGAUAAGAAGUAUCUUAUGGGCUCUAAGCUUUCGACAGUAGAUGCUGCAGUGUUCAGCCACCUGGCCCCUGCUAUGUGGACACUACCAGGAACACGGCCGGAGCAGCUAAUCAAAGGUGAGCUCAUCAACCUGGCCAUGUAUUGCGACCGCAUCCGCCGGCGAUUCUGGCCCGAGUGGUUCGUGGACCCGGAGGACUUCUGCUACAGUGACACCACACAGGGCAGCAACUCGGUCUCUAAACUCCCCGAUCUGGGGCUCUACUCACGCACAGACACUUUCCAGGACAACACACACACACACACUUCACACACUCACCCGCCACAUGACCCGGCAUCGCCCGACAGCGACCCUACAGGCCACUCACUUUAUGACUCUGACAUGGACACAGAGUGCUCUGAAAUCGACCAGCUCAAGUGUUGACAAAACACAUACUGUACGCAUACACACCUGACAUAUACGCACACCACAGGAGGGAGCUGCAUCCCGCCUGCACACAUGCCCCCUACCUCUUUGAACAGAAAAUAACUGGGGAGUAUUUCUGUGUCAGUAGAGAAGUCGAGGACCUAGAGGUUUAACUUGUGCACUGUAGUGGAGGAAUGACUGCAGUAGAGUGAAAAACGAGUGAAACAUAACCUCAGAAGUGAAAGGCGGAGAGAAAAAGAAUGGGAGGGUGGAAAAGUUGCCUUUGAGGAAAAAGAGAAGCAGAACAAGUAGAGACACUGGGAGUAAAUGAUGCUGCUGCUGAGAAACUCCUCCAUGUGGUCGCCGUCAUCUGCAGUCAUAAUAUCUCCCUGUGGUAACCAUAGCAACUACUUGUGUGUAUGACCCCCACCCCUGCCCCCCUCGCUGUCCCUUGUAGCAACUUGCACCACCCAGACUUGUGUGUGUUUUGACUAACUGAACCCUUAGCGCCUUGUUCUGAUAUGACAUUGACACAUACUGUAUGGGAUUUAUGUGAAUGAAUGCAGUUCAGUGUAAAUAUAUAAAUGGAAAUGAUCUGAUUCUCAGAUUGAUUAGAUAUAAAUUAUAUAUAAGUAUAAAUAGUAUAGAUAGCCUGAAAAUAGAGAAUCAUCCACUCUAUCCAGUGUUGUAAAUAGUGUUUCUCCCUUGAAGUCCCUUUUGUGUUGGACACAAUGACAAAAUCACCUUGUAAUAUUUCCCAUGAAUCCCCACUCUGCUGGUCUAGGAUCAGUAUGAGGACCCUCUAUCUAUAACCCUAUGGCUUUCUGUACUGUAUGUGUCUGUCCUCACUACCGGUAAAUUACAGUAAUGCCUGCUGCCCAUAUCUGAAUAAUUCAGUAAGAUUUCUUGGAGUGUAAUGGAUAGUAAACUGCAGUCUGCCAUAAGCACUUUUAAAAAUCUUUUGUCUUAUGAGGACAAUUAUUUUGCCAAAAAAAAGGGUUUGUUUUUUUUUAGGAGCAUAAUAUGACAACACACAUUGUCAGGCACCUGUGUUGUGUAGUCACUGAAGGUAGUAGCUUUAUGUCAAAUAUACAUAUUACAUUCAAGCAUUGAGAGCGAGUUAAACAAUCACGUAGAAAUAGAUUACAUAGUUGUACAUUGUUUGAAAGAAAGUGUGUGGCUGAUUUGUGCCAGUGAAGAUCUCCCUUUCCAUUUCAUCAAUAUAUCUUCGCUGGCAUAUUCAGUGAGUUUGAUGUUUGUUUGGUCGUUCCUUUGGCCAACUCAACUACGGUACACAAAGA